Abrus precatorius (Indian licorice) is the source of this 3318-nucleotide messenger RNA. RefSeq names its product nodulin homeobox-like. Gene Ontology annotation, biological process: flower development. Gene Ontology annotation, molecular function: single-stranded DNA binding. The record is from RefSeq and is a predicted model, not a curated record. The transcript has 17 exons. NCBI's taxonomy places the organism in Eukaryota, Viridiplantae, Streptophyta, Magnoliopsida, Fabales, Fabaceae. Bases 98 to 2950 code for a protein of 950 amino acids.
UGCUCCAAAACUUUGUAGACUGAAGUUCAACCUCCAAUGGCAGGAUUACAUGUAGUGCAUAUCUGAAGGCUUCUAGAAAGGAAGAUAACUUUUUUUUAUGGCUAUGCAAGAUACAGCAACUAAAAGGUGCUCAAAUGGCUUUGACAGAAAUUUGCUGCUUCUCAUUCCAAAAAUGAGGAUUGCCAAGGAAGAACCAUCUCAUAGUGAUACACAGGUUAUAGACUUGAUAUCAGCAGUGAAGGAAUUGCAUGGGCUUAACUCUCAAGAUCUUUAUAGAUUAUUGAGGGAUGCUGAAAAUUUUACUAUUCACUACCUUACUGGAAAAGGAUUGUUGCUGAAGAUUGAUAUGGACAAGCUUGUGGGAUCUCUUCCAUUGCACCUUACUGCAGUGCUAAUCUCAUCUGAUAGAGAUGAAACUGCAUUCAGAUACCUGUUAUGUGGUAUUCGACUGUUGCAUUCCUUGUGUGAUUUAGCACCCCGACUUCCUAAACUUGAUCAGAUUUUUCUAGAUGACGUUAAAGUGUUGGAACAGCUGAUUGAUUUGGUUUUCUACAUGCUUAUAGUUCUAAGUGGAUACAGACAGGAAGACCAUUCUUUUAGUCCUAUGUACCUUUUGCAUUCAGCUCUUGUGGCAUGCAACUUACAUCUAUUAACAGGGUUUAUAUCAACACAGUGGCAAGAUAUUGUCCAUGUUUUGCUUGCACACCCAAAGGUUGACAUAUUUAUGGAUGCAGCCUUUGGAGCGGUUCGCAUGGUUGUUAGGUGUCUUGAGAUUACACUGGUUGCUUGCUAUAAAGAUUUUUCCAUGGAAUCAAAUCUUGCAGCUGAACAAGUAGUUUAUUAUCUCUGCCAGCAGUGUGAGGCUUCUCUGCAGUUUAUUCAGUCAUUGUGCCAGCAGAAAUUGUUCAAGGAGCGCCUGCUUAAGAAUAAGGAACUAUGUAGAAAGGGCAGUGUUCUUUUUCUAGCUCACUCUAUAUUGAAGUUAAACGUUCAACCAUCUUUUCCAACUAGGAUUGUGGCUGGAAUUUCAAGACUAAAAGCUAAAACACUAUCCAUUCUACUGAGUUUGUGCGAAGCAGAAAGCCUUUCUUAUCUUGAUGAAGUUUCCAGCUCAUCACAAGGUUUAGAUUUGGCUAAAUCUGUUGCAUUGGAGGUUUUUGACUUGUUGAAGACUGCUUUUGGAAGAGAUCCUGCCUAUACCACUACAACUGACAGAAGUUACCCAAUGGGGCUUUUACAGCUUAAUGCAAUGCGUCUAGCUGACAUCUUCUCUGAUGAUUCAAACUUUCGAUCUUACAUGACCAUUUGUUUUACUAGAGUUCUGACAGCAAUAAUAUCGCUCUCCCAUGGAGAUUUUUUAUCUUGUUGGUGUUCAUCUAAUCUCCCAGAAACAGAGGAGGAUGCAAAUCUUGAUUAUGAUAUAUUUGCAGCAAUUGGAUGGAUUUUGGAUAAUACUUUAUCACUCAAUCUACAGAAUGCAAGUGUUUUGGAAUUGCAUCUAAUACCCAAGAGCAUGCCUUGUGCUUCGUAUGCACAUCAUAGAACAUCACUAUUUGUCAAGGUCAUUGCAAAUCUUCAUUGUUUUGUUCCCAACAUAUGUGAAGAACAGGAGAGGAACCAUUUUGUUUUUAAGGUCCUGGAGUGCUUGCAAAUGGAUCUAUCAAAUUUGCUGCCUGGGUUUUCUUUUGCUUCUGAUGCUUCUAAAGCUGCCACUGUUAGCAAGAACCUCCGCUCAUUGUUAAGUCAUGCAGAAUCUUUGAUUCCAAACUUUUUAAAUGAGGAGGAUGUACAUCUUCUAAGGGCUUUUUUUGGCGAAUUAAUAUCACUAAUGACUUCUUCUGGCUUUGGAGAAAAUCAUGUUCAAGAGGCUCAGAGUACAGGGGGGUGCUCAUCGCCUUUACAAGUCAAAAACCUUGGUAAACUUGAUAAGAGUGGUAACUUGAAGGAGGGUAUGUCUGAGAAUUCUGCAUUUCCAGGCAUAGGCCAGCAUAAUACUGGAGCUGAAAACACAAAUGACGAGGACGACCUAAAUAGGCAAGCUCUUGGGGAAGAUAAAGGCGUAGCUCUUAAAACUGUGGUACGAGGAGCAAUUGAUAUGGACAAGGAUGCUCAGAAUGCAGAAACGAGUGGUUCAGAUUCAAGUUCUGCAAAAGGAAAGAAUGUUAUUGAUCAUUUGGACAAUGGCAAGCUCUCAAAAUCAAUGGAGCAUCUUCAAAAGGCUGUGGUUGAAGAAACACCAGAGGAUGAAAAGGUUGAAACUGUACAGCGGAGAAAACGAAAGCGAAAUAUAAUGAAUGAUAAACAGGUGAAAUUGAUUGAGAGGGCACUCUUAAAUGAGCCUGAUAUGCAGCGAAAUGCAGCCUCGCUUCAAUCAUGGGCUGAUAAAUUAAGUCUUCAUGGAUCUGAGGUUACGUCUUCUCAGCUUAAAAAUUGGUUGAACAAUCGAAAAGCUAGGCUAGCUCGCACAGCUAGGGAUGUUCGAGCAUCAGAUAUAGAUAAUCCAGUUCAAGAUAAGCAAAGAGGGCCAGCACUAGGGUCGUCUGACUCACCUGACAGUCCUGGUGAUGCAUCAAAUGCAAGAAAAGAUCUUAGUCUUACAAGAAUAGCUUCUGGCGAUAAUUCUAAGGCUUCACUGGCUGAAGUUGUUGAUACUGGUUCUCAAGAAUUUGUUGGUUGCAGUGUGGGUCAGUAUGUUGUACUAGUAGAUGUGCGAGGAGAUGAGAUCGGCAGAGCCAAGGUAGUUCAGGUGCACGGCAAGUGGCAUGGGAAGAGCUUGGAGGAAUUGAAGACCUAUGUGGUCGAUGUUUCUGAUCUUAAGGCUGAUAAAGGGCUGCACCUACCCUACCCAUCAGAAGCCACUGGCACUUCAUUUGCAGAAGCUGAAACAAAGUUAGGUGCCAUGAGAGUGUUAUGGGAUUCACGCAGGAUUCUUGUAUUGCAACCUGAAUAAGUUCAAUGAUAUUUCAAGUGUAGAUGAUCUCUGAUUGGGCGCAAGUGAGAGAACACAGCUGCCCAAAUGGUCAACGCUAUUUGCCUGGAAAUUUAGUUUAGGAGAACGUAGAGGACAGUUUAGGAGAACCCAAAGGUGAUUUAGCAAGGAAUUAUAAUUUAUUAUAUAAAAGAGCCUUUCGGCUGCAAAAAUGGUUAGUGUGUUGUACAGAAUAUGUAUAUCUAGCAACAUGACAACUGAUAAUCUGCGGAACAAUAGUAGGUCUUAUGAGAUUCAAAUUAAAUUUUCCAAAUCUUGAAUGUGUUGUAACUACAACAUAAGUAACAGUUUUAAGAUUGAUUUUAAACAACUGAUAGGAAACAAAUUAU